This is a messenger RNA of Ostrea edulis (European flat oyster), 2304 nucleotides long. Its product is annotated as cyclin-J-like. Gene Ontology annotation, biological process: regulation of cyclin-dependent protein serine/threonine kinase activity; mitotic cell cycle phase transition. The coding region runs from base 617 to 1561 and encodes 314 amino acids. Gene Ontology annotation, molecular function: cyclin-dependent protein serine/threonine kinase regulator activity. The record is from RefSeq and is a predicted model, not a curated record. Lineage: Eukaryota; Metazoa; Mollusca; Bivalvia; Ostreida; Ostreidae. Gene Ontology annotation, cellular component: nucleus; cyclin-dependent protein kinase holoenzyme complex; cytoplasm. The transcript is spliced from 6 exons.
UAUCUAUUUAUUUAUUUAUUUAUGUGUUUAUUUAUUUGUUUAUUUAUUUGUAUAAAAACGAGAACAACUUUCGACAUUUACAACAUUCAAAGUUCCUUCAAUGAUUCACCACUGAGAUUAGUUCAUGUAAUAACUACGUUCUUCGAUGUUCAAAAGGCUUCAUACAAUCGAUCAAAUGAUUCAUACAACCGAAUAAUUAAUAUUAGGCAUCAGUAUUGUCAUAAAGCAUAAUAUAUUGACUGUAAACGAAUAAAUAUUUCAGAUAGACAGCUUUUUUCCCCCUUUCUUAAUUUUAUCUUUUUUAGGGGGGGGGGGGUAAUUAGUAUGAAAUAGUCUAAAUUUAUUGAAUUCUGAUCUCUACGUGUAAUAUGCAUUUUUUUUUAUUCGUUAUACACGGGACCUGUUGAAUAGAAAUCAUAAAAUGGAUAGAAAUUCUUUACUUAUGAUGCAUUGUUACAAAUCAUAUUUGGGAGUUACCUCCCUUAUUAGAUGACGCUAGCGUUUGGAAAUGACGAAGAAAUUGAAAGCGUGCGAAAGGUCCAGAGGUACGGAGAUGUGGAUAUGUGAAGUAACAUUUUUGCGAAAAAUCGAAUUCAAAGAAUAGAAAUGUAAAAAGAUGAUGGAGAUAGAAUGGUGGAAAAAUAAAAUCUCGGAGGACAUUUAUGAGACUUUGCGUAGAAAGGAGCCGUUUCUGCCUACGUACCAUGGGCACUCUCCGCAGCUGUGGUUCAGGCGCCACCUGGUGGACUGGCUUGCCAUUGUGGUGGAGACCUUUUAUCUGAGUGCCGCAUCCCAACAUUUAGCUGUCUAUUUAAUGGACUAUUUUAUGGAUAAACUGGAGGUUGAUCAAAACCAUCUCUAUCUUUUGGCAAUGGCUUGUCUUUCUAUCUCAGUGAAAUAUGAGGAACAAUGUGAUCGGACUUUGAGGCUGGGCAGUAUGAAUGACAUGCUGCCCACACACAGUCUUCUGAAUGUGGGCUACUCCGCUGCUGAUUUGAUGAAUAUGGAGAUCACUGUGUUGAACUUCUUUGACUGGUCACUCUCGAUCCCAACAGUUGCUCAGUUUGUGCCAUAUUUUCUGGUGGUUGCAGUUGACGAUGGUGACCUGAUUGAUGGACAACCUCUGUUGUCAAAAACUGCUGUGGAGGAGUGUUUGGAGAGACACACAAAGUAUUUCAUUGAGAUUUCUUUGCAAGAUCACGUUUUUCGAGAUUACGCUUCCUCUCUGAUAGCAGCUAGCUGUGUCGCAGCCUCGCGUAUCUCACUGCGUCUAACACCGACUUGGCCACAACAGCUACAGCUGAUGACAGAUUACUUCAUUGAGGAACUGUUGCCCUGUGUUAAUGUGAUGCUGAGAUUUCAAAAGAAAGAUCGACAGCUUUCACAGUGUAAAUAUGUUUCGGCUCCUCAGUUCACCAUGGCAACUAAUCACUCUCUGUCAUACACCCCUGUUGGUUUCUACAAUGGCCAGCAGCAGUACUACCCAGCAACCUAUGCCAACCCUAAGAUGAUGGUUUCCCAAGAUGGCAAAUCGCAAUUGUACAUGAGUAGGGGGUCCUAACACCAGACAGAGUCACAGACAGUAUACAACCUAUGGUGCCAUAGUGAUUCAACGCAGUGCUAGGACGGAGUCACUUCCCUUGACGUUUGGUGCAGUUACCUUUUUUUGUGAUUUUGCUAUUUGAUGUAAAAUAAUGACACUCUGGUCAGUACCUGUGAUUUCUCAAACAUUUCUUUGUCUUUGUUCACCCCCAUAUUUGAGGUAAUUGUUUUGUACAUGUAGAUAUCACUGUUUCAAUCAAUUAAACUUGAAGACCAUUUUAUGAUUAACAAAAUUAUUCCUGACAUUGUAAACUUUUCAGACAGUUGAUAGAUUGUUGUAUGGUCUUUCAUUGUACAUAUGUUCCGUACAUAUUUUAAUUGUUUUAUUGUUGUGAAGACGUAACAUGCCACAUUGUCAAGAUCACAAUAUGUAUGCCCGAUGUGGUCCAUGGUUAUAUUUAUCAUUUACAAGUUUUACAUCAGCUUGCAUUACAGUCAGUGGUGCUCUGCUAAAUUUAGAUAGUGACCACAUUCACAUGUACAGUAUUGUCAGUAAAGGGAAAUAACUCUUGAACUGUAACACUUUCAGUCAACAACAUAUGUGAGUGUACUUUAGUGAGAAAGCAAGAGAGAGAUAAAAUAUUCAAAUUCAGGGAUUUUUGACUACUUUCUAUUUUACAUGUUCAAUGUUUUUGUCAGGUUGUCAAUGAUUUGUUAAAAGUGCAUAUAAUGUUUGUUGGAAUAAAAGAUAGUUUUAUCAAA